CUCGCGCUCCAAAAAGGGGCUCCUUCCAACUCUCUACGUUGGGCUAGUCCCGCGCUGGGUCGAUGAGCCCCGCGCGAACUCCGCCGGAGCGCGGACGGUGCUUUUGUUAAGAGCUCCGAGAGUUGGGGGCUGUUUACCCUGGGUCCCUCCUGCGGGUGCUGGUGCUGCGUCCUCCCCCCCCCCAUCCCCGCCCCCCUGAAUUCUAGGCACUGGGACCCCGAGGGCCUCACGCAGGGUGUCUGUUUCCUAAAGUCGCUCACACGCCGCCUCCAGUCACGCACGCUGGGGCCCCCGCGGCUCCUCUCCGCUCGGGAGUCGCUAUGCCUCUGGGACACAUCAUGCACCUGGAUCUGGAGAAGAUCGCCCUCGAGUACAUCGUGCCCUGCCUGCAUGACAUCGGCUUCUGCUACCUGGACAAUUUCCUGGGCGAGGUGGUGGGUGACUGUGUCCUGGAGCGCGUGAAGCAACUGCACUGUAAUGGGGACCUGAAGGACGGGCAGCUGGCUGGACCCCGCUCCGGGAUCUCCAAGAGGCACUUGCGGGGAGACCAGAUAACCUGGAUCGGGGGCAACGAGGAAGGCUGCGAAGCCAUCAACUUCCUCCUGUCCCUGAUCGACCGACUCGUUUUGUACUGUGGAAGCCGCCUGGGCAAAUACUAUGUCAAAGAAAGGUCCAAGGCAAUGGUGGCUUGCUAUCCUGGGAAUGGGACUGGUUAUGUUCGACAUGUAGACAACCCCAAUGGAGACGGGCGUUGUAUCACCUGCAUCUACUAUCUGAACAAGAACUGGGAUUCCAAGCUCCAUGGCGGGAUCCUUAGGAUAUUCCCAGAAGGAAAGUCCUUUAUAGCAGACGUGGAACCUAUUUUUGACAGACUGCUCUUUUUCUGGUCAGAUCGAAGGAAUCCACAUGAAGUACAGCCUUCCUAUGCUAUGAGAUAUGCUAUGACUGUUUGGUACUUUGAUGCAGAGGAAAGGGCAGAAGCCAAAAAGAAAUUCAGAAAUUCAAUUGGCAAGACAGAAACCUCACGAAGUGAAGACUGACCUGGAGAUCAGUGGGCGCUGUUCUUUUCUAAAACACCGUUCCUGAAUUCUCUGCAAGCGACAAGAUCCAAAGACCUCUUCAUUGACUCAGGGGAAGGAUACUCUUUCCCAUAAGCUAGAAAUGCACUGUUUGUGUCUCUUCUCUUGUCUGUGGUACUCAGCAUUCUUCUGCCAGGACUCUGUUCAUCUCCAGACACUCUCUGUGACUUUGGAAGAACUUGAAGAAUUGCCUGCUCCAGGAAUACCGUUGCACAACGGCCCAUUCAGCAAGUUUAGCAGAUGACUUUUUGGCUACACCAGUUGUAAAGAUUACGAACAUGGAAACAUAGAGGAGGGAACAAAUCUUAUUUGCACUUUAUGUAAACUUUUCAGAUUGAAAGAAAGCUUUGCCAAGAAAUGCUGCCUCUGAAAGCAACUUGAGGGGUUGACCUAAGGAAAGAGUUUAGUGUUCCUAGUGCAUCUCAGCUAGAAACCAUUGGACAGGCUUUCUGUAGCAUUAGCUCAUGUGUGUUUUCACUUUCUUUACAAAAGGGGCAUCCUCAUUAUUGUAAUACCUUCACAUAUGCCUUGUUGUCCAGAUACUUCUCAUUUUGUUCCUUCUUCCUGGUCUUGGAAGUAAGGCUUCUUGCCUCUGCUCAAGUUGGGUGAAAAUGUUAACCUUGUAUAAGAUAGGAGUACCAUUUACUUCCCUUUUCGUUUUCUUCCCUCAAGAGGUUACUUCCCUAGAAGUCUAGCCAAGUCUGGAAGUUCAACGUUGUCUUAUUGCUUCUUUAAUAAGGUAGAGUUGCGAAUCCAAGAGUAAAAAUCUGUUUGGACCUUAGAACCAAUUUAUAAUUACAUAUCUUUUGAAAUUAACAAAAAAUGUCUCUCCCCAUAUUCCCUCCUCAUUAUAAAAAAAAAAAAGAAAGAAAGAAAAAAACUUUUAUAACAUAUGCUUUGUCCAAAAAAGAAAUUGCUCCCUUGGUUGUGUCCAAAAUCCUAUGUCUCAUCCUUGAGCCUUCAUUUCUAGCAAGAGGUAGCUAAUGUUCCAUUGGGUUCCACUGGACCUCAGACUUUAUAUGUGUCUCCACUGGUACUGUUGGGAAAGAGGACUCAAGAAAAUUAGUAAUGUCUUCCCCUUUAGAAAAAAAUGAGGCCACCCUCCUUUGAGAAAGUGGGGUUCUAUAUUUUUAAAAGAAAAUAGAAAUAAAAAAUUACUGAGAAAAAAACAAACUAUGUUGAGUCACUUGACUCUGUCUAUCCCCACCAUCCUUCACUUCCACAACCGGCAUUUUGGUUAGACCUUGCUACCUCAGGCUUACUCCUGUUGUCAGUGUUACAGAGGUCAUAUAUUUACUGAGGUGUAAUUGUGAAAUUGUGAAGAAAAGAAAUUGUGUUCUCUACGAAUGUAUGAGGGAACACUUUCCCUCAUCUCAAGUCUCCAUUUCCUCAUACCAUUGUGGCCUUUUUUCACCUUUCUCUCAGACAUCUUCUCUGUUCCCUUUUGUAUCUUACUUGGAAUUGUCUCAUUUCCCUACCCAUACAGUGAAGAAGGAAAAUGGGAAACACUUUCAUUUUCUUUUGGUAGAGAUGUUCGAUUUCUUGGAAAAAAUCACAAGUUUAACUUGGCUUUAAUUGAUUGUUGAAAAGCCUUAGACAAGUGUUGCCAUCUCUAAUUCGGCCUCACAUCAAGAUCUUUUCUAUGUGUAUCUUUGGAGAUGUACAAUAUGUGUCCCUUUCUUCCCCAUUUUGUCACCAUGGAAAAGACUUCCUGGGGUGUGUGGGGGGGCGGUGUACAACGUUCUAUCAUCAUACAUUGGUGAACCCAGGAGAUAAAUGAUAAAUUCUAGAACUCUUUGGUGUCAUGAAUGGUUUGGUGAAUGAAACUGAGCUAAUUAUUCACCAAAUGGUGGAUUGCUGUAGAACAUGCUGUGAGCUACUAUUAGUUGGAAGACUGAACACACAGGAUUUCUCUUCUUCUCUAGCUUGGACCAUUAAGAAUAUAAAUUUAGCCCUGAUGAAUGUAGCUCCAGUUGUACUAAGAAAGAAUCCCUGAGAAUAAGCUGAAAGAUCAUAGUAAGAGAAAAAUGCUUUACUAGAUACCCUGGUGACAAACAGUAACUAUACAUUUUGAAAUGGACUUUUUUA
Molecule: messenger RNA, 3167 nt
Organism: Dromiciops gliroides (monito del monte)
Lineage: Eukaryota; Metazoa; Chordata; Mammalia; Microbiotheria; Microbiotheriidae
Gene: EGLN3
Product: egl-9 family hypoxia inducible factor 3
Exons: 5
Coding region: 321-1040 (239 amino acids)
Biological process (GO): cellular response to hypoxia; peptidyl-proline hydroxylation to 4-hydroxy-L-proline
Cellular component (GO): cytoplasm; nucleus
Molecular function (GO): peptidyl-proline 4-dioxygenase activity; ferrous iron binding; L-ascorbic acid binding
Source: RefSeq, a predicted model, not a curated record